AACAUUUGGAGGCUGAAAAAGACGGUUGUGGAAUUGUCACUGUUGCUGAAAACCAGGAUGAGGACAACUCAGUGACACAGACAUCGAAAAGAUACUCCUCCACACACCCCGGCACAGCUCCCCCACUCAAAUCUCCCCGCACCGACCCCCUCUCACCCACCAUACAGACGCCAGAUGCAAGAGAAGGACAUUCAGAGACAGACAAACAAGAAAUGCAGACAGAAAACAUAGAGGUACCUCCAAGUUCCUCUGUCAGCCCCACUGCACGGAGGAAAUCCUGGAGAAGAGCUACCAUAACCCGACGCUCUCUCCCUGCUCUCCCCAACCCUUAUCAGGUUUUGUGCAGGAGCAUAAGUAAAUCCUUGUCACAGCAAGAGAGGUUGGAGAAAUUGAUGGAGGCUUCAAUGAGGCUGGCAAUUGAACGAACUCAAAAUUCGCUCCAGUCAGUGCCGAACUCCUCACUGGACUGUUUUCAAAAACAAGUUAAACACAUGCAGAAAGAGUGGAGUUAUCUGGCCAAAAGCAUACAAAACGAACCACAUAAUCAACUUGCUGAUAGUGCUGCCAGUUCUUGUGAUCCUGCAGUGCAGAGAGCAAUGGAAAAAGUCCAGAAAGCCAUCAACAGGCUCCAGGCUGAAAGUGAAUCUUGGGAGGCACUGUUGAAGAAACAUCGGAGUAAAGCAGAGGAACUGGAAAGAAAAAUGGAGCGGGGCCAGGAGAGAGGCUUAUCCUUAGACACUGCAUGUGUGGCCCAGUCCACCCAGUACCUUGUCAUACAGAACAAACCCGACUACCAUGGUCUCCUCUGUAGACAACAGCCGAUCCUUCACACUAUAGCAAUGAUUAUGGACACACAAUGUAAGAUGGUUGGAGAGCUUCUGUCCAUCAAGGAGCAGUCACAGUUAUUGGUGAAAGAGACCAGUGGUCGAUUGGCGGCCGAGGCAGGAUUCCAGGAUCUUUCACCUGACCCAAUCAGGAACCUUAUGGCAGUACCUUUAUCCUCUGCAACCACAUAGUCACUUUGGCAGGAGGCAAGCACAAGCUGUCAAUCCUCUGUCAGACAAUAUUUUUUUAUGACUUGUAUAUGAUCUUAGAUGUGUACUCUCUGGUAAUUUUACUGUUAAAUGAACAUAAUUUCUUUGCCCUGUCUUUGCUGUCUUCUUUAUAAACAUAAACUAAACAAACUAAUUUUAUGUUUUCUGUGUCAAAUUAAAACCAUUUCAGUCAUUGGCAGGACUGGCAAUAGAGCUAGUUCAGUUAGUCCAUGUGCUUGACCAGCAGGUGGCAGUGGUUGGCUUUCCAAAAUUGUGACAAGCUUGGUGAAUGGCUAGAGCAGAUUCUUCUGUAAAGCCUGAAUUAAGUGCAUGCUCACCUGUAAAACCUGAAAUUUUUCAAACUAGACUGCCAGCUGUUAUAAAUUAAGGAAUGGCCAAAUGCCUGAGAAAACUUUGGCAACUUCCAGCAAAACAAGAUUAUUGGUUGUUUGUCAACAAAUAAAUACUGAAAAAUUCCCCACCUCUUAGAACUAAAACCUGUUCAAUUAAAAUAAAUAUUCAAAUAUGAUGACUGUAUCAGAAACCAAAACUGAUUUUGUCAAUGAAAUGGACUUGAAAUUUUUAAAAUGUGGGGUGCAUUUGAAGUGACAUUUUUAAGCAGUUUGAUUACUA
Messenger RNA from Seriola dumerili (greater amberjack), 1667 nucleotides. RefSeq lists its product as uncharacterized. Gene Ontology annotation, cellular component: MIS12/MIND type complex. The transcript is spliced from 11 exons. The coding region runs from base 213 to 1016 and encodes 267 amino acids. Lineage: Eukaryota; Metazoa; Chordata; Actinopteri; Carangiformes; Carangidae. The record is from RefSeq and is a predicted model, not a curated record. Gene Ontology annotation, biological process: cell division; mitotic sister chromatid segregation.